GUCUUUUCGAACAUUCACUAGCCGACAACGAAGCAUGAAUUAUGCCGGAAAAAAUUACCGCGUGGCCGGUGAGCACCGGUACGACGGUAUCCUUUACUUACCGUCUUGUCCAGAGUAUGUAGUAAAAAAAGUUCGAGACGAAAAAUUGGACUUCCGGAGGGACGAUGUUAUCGUUGCUACUUAUCCCAAAAGUGGUACUACUUGGAUGCAAGAAAUUAUAUGGCUAAUUAUGAAUAAAGUUGAUACGGAGAGAGCGAAGAGCGAACAUGUUCUUGUCAGAGUACCUUAUCUAGAGAGUACGAAAGUAGAAUCACCUAUUGAAAAGUUACCUACUAUGAAACGUCCACUCGUUGUGAAAACCCAUUUACGGGCCGAUCUUAUUAUGAGGCAGGUUUCGAAAAAUGCCGAUUCGGGGCCGAAGGUCGUCGUUGUGAUGCGUAAUCCAAAAGACGUUUUGGUCUCAUACUAUUACUUUUACAAGGCUUGCAAGAGUUACGAUUUUAAAGGCUCGUUUGAUGAUUUCUUCCGUCUAUACGAAUCGGAUGAUCUUGUUUAUGGCGAUCCCUUAGAUUACUGCCAACAGUGGAUGACUUACAAAGACAAUCCGAACGUUUUAAUAAUACAUUAUGAAGACUUGAAAGCCGAUUUGAAAGGAUGUAUAAAAAGAUUGAGCGUAUUUUGUCAGAGAGACCUUUCUAACGAUCAAAUCGAAAAUUUAGCAAGGCAUGUAAGCUUUGAUUCAAUGAAAAAGAAUCCACAAACAAAUUUUGAAAGUUUCAUAGCUAUGCGUCCACAUAUUUCUCCAUUUAUCAGAAAAGGAAUAGUUGGUGAUUGGAAAAAUCAUCUAGCGGACAAACAAAAUGAAAUGAUUGAUAAGCGUUGUGAAUCAUUACAUAGACUUUGCGGAUUAUCUUUUCGGUUUCUAUAG
Molecule: messenger RNA, 928 nt
Organism: Dimorphilus gyrociliatus
Lineage: Eukaryota; Metazoa; Annelida; Polychaeta; Dinophilidae
Source: the annotation of a GenBank genome assembly